Molecule: messenger RNA, 480 nt
Organism: Zychaea mexicana
Lineage: Eukaryota; Fungi; Mucoromycota; Mucoromycetes; Mucorales; Lichtheimiaceae
Exons: 3
Coding region: 72-368 (98 amino acids)
Source: RefSeq, a predicted model, not a curated record
AGAUGUUUAUCAUUAAUAUGGUUCAUCUGGUUUACGCUCUUCUUGAUCAUCGAUCUGACUAGCAUGAUUAAAUGAGGACCGACAAUCAGGCUUCUGACCUAUUAUUGACUCUGAUGUUGUUGUUUGAAACGGGCUACUAUUGUGGCUACUACCGCCAAAAGACUUGCGAUAAUCAGUCUCCCGUUUUUUCAUGUCGUCAAACUCGUCUCCUUCGCACUCUGUGCUACUUGCUGUUUGAUGACGACGAUGGCGCAGAUAUACAACGCUUAGCGCUACAAUUAUGCCACUGCAACAACGCCACCACUCAAUACGCCGGCAAUGGCGCCUGCUUGUACAUGUGCUCUUUCCUCUUCACUUUCUUCUGGUGAGUUUGUAGCGUGAUGACCGCCUGCUGCUCCUUGUCCAGCAUUGUUAUUGCCAUUGUUACUGCCAUCGUUCUCACCGGACGAAGGAGCAUCCGAAAGUAGCGGUGUCGGUGAU